AUGCAUUCUAUUAAAAACGCCUCGAAUUAUGUUGCAGAGAAGACGAAGGCUGGGGGGAAGGAGAGUAGUAAGGAGAUCAACAAGAGUAUAGCGAAGGAUCGCAAUAUGCCCAUUAGUACGCGUGUGCAUGCGGCUGUGAAGGCGGUGGGGGAUAAGAUUGAGAAACAUGGUCAUGAUGCAAAAGCGUCGUAUCAUAAGGAAGUCGUUAAGCAUUAA
Botrytis byssoidea is the source of this 216-nucleotide messenger RNA. RefSeq lists its product as uncharacterized. The record is from RefSeq and is a predicted model, not a curated record. NCBI's taxonomy places the organism in Eukaryota, Fungi, Ascomycota, Leotiomycetes, Helotiales, Sclerotiniaceae. The transcript has 4 exons. Bases 1 to 216 code for a protein of 71 amino acids.